Delphinapterus leucas (beluga whale) is the source of this 3419-nucleotide messenger RNA. Lineage: Eukaryota; Metazoa; Chordata; Mammalia; Artiodactyla; Monodontidae. The record is from RefSeq and is a predicted model, not a curated record.
GUCGCCCCUCAGCUGUCCCCGCCUUCGUCCCCGGAAGAUCUCCGCGUCCUCGGCCAUUGUUUUUCUCUUCUACGGGCACCAAAUAAAGUUUCUUCAUUCAAAAGCAGUUUUUUAAUCCACAUCCCUCCCUUUCUCAGCUCCUCCCCCGCGCCUGCACCGCCUCCUUUCCUGCGGCGAGUGAAACCCGAGCGUUGGCGUGGGGAGCGCGGAAGGUGAUGGCGGGGCCUCCGGUGUCUCUCUCGGCACGGGACGUAGGGUCAUUUGCAUAUCUUACAGUUAAAGACAGAUUACCACAGAUCUUAACCAAGGCUAUUGAUACAUUGCAUCGACAUAAAAGUGAAUUUUUCGAGAAACAUGGAGAGAAAGGCCUGGAAGCUGAAAAGAAAGCAAUUUCUCUUCUUUCUAAAUUACGGAAUGAAUUGCAAACAGAUAAACCAAUUGUUCCUUUGGUUGAGAAGUUUGUUGAUACUGACCUAUGGAAUCAGUACCUAGAAUAUCAACAGAGCCUUUUAAAUGAAAGUAAUGGAAAACCAAGGUGGUUUCUCUCACCGUGGUUGUUUGUAGAAUGCUACAUGUAUCGAAGAAUUCAUGAAGCAAUUAUCCAAAGAGUGCUGGUAAGAUUCACCUCCCUAGUGAAGUCUUUCACCUACCAUCAGGAAACUUAUAAUCAUCUCUUGGAAGUCACAGUUACUCGGGAGCAGUUAAACCACUAUCGGAAUGUGGCCGAGGCUGCCCGGAGUGAACUUGCAGCAACUCUGGUCAAAUUUGAAUCUGCUCAGUCUGAGCUUCGAGAACUGCGAUCCAAGAUGCUUUCCAAAGGAGUUUCCUGUCAAGAGUUGAAAGCUGAAAUGGAGAACUACGGAGAAAACAAUGCCAGAGAAUCGUCUCUCCUCACCUCUUUGAGAGACAGAGUUCAGGAGCUAGAAUAAGAAUCAGCGGCACUCUCCACUUCUAAAAUUAGAACUAAAAUCACAGCUCAGUCUGCAAUCAAGGAGAACCAGGAGUUAAAGAAGAAAGUUGUAGAACUGGACGAGAAAUUGCAAAAAUGUUUAAAGGAAAACAAGGAGAAUAAGGAUCAAGUCUCACAGAAUUGCAGGAAACAUGAGGAAUUUCUGGCUUAACUUCAUGACUGCUUAGAUCCAGGGAAGAAGAAUGAAAAGGCAUCAGAUGAAGAUUUAAUUCUAAAGCUUGGAGAGCUGUGCAAGGCAAACGCAUUCGUGAAAGGACAAAUCGUUACUCUUGAAGAGACUAAAAAUGUCCAUGAGAUGGAGGCAAAAGCUAGCAGAGAAACAAUCAUGAGGCUGGCUUCAGAAGUAAACAGAGAGCAGAAAAAAGCUGCCUCCUGCGUUGAAGAGAAAGAGAAGCUGAACCAGGACUUGCUCAGUGCUGUAGAGGAGAAAGAAGCUCUUGAAAGGGAAGUUAAGAUCCUCCAAGAAAGGCUGCUUGCUGGCCAGCGGGUCUGGGAUGCCUCAAAGCAGGAGCUGAGCCUCUUGAAGAGAAGCUCUCUGGAGUUGGAGAAGAGUUUGAAGGCCAGUGUGGAUGCAGCCACAGCCUCGCAGAGCGAGUACUCCUCAUUUAGGGAGAAAAUUGCAGCCCUCCUGAGGAGCAGCUCGGGCACGCUUAGGCCCACGGAGGAUGCCAUUCUGGAGAGGAUUCGAGAAAUGGGCAGCCGGGAAGAGAGCGGGAAACGGAUGGUCUCCCAGCUUGAAGCCCAAAUAUCUGAGCUUGUUGAACAGUUGGGAAAUGAGUCUGGGUUUCACCAGAGAGCUCUACAGAGAGCCCAGAAAGCAGAAAACAAGUUGGAGACUCUUCAGGGUCAGCUGACACACCUGGAGGGAGAGCUGGUCUCUGGAGACAUUUUGCGAGACAACUUGAAUUUCGAGAAGCAAAAAUAUCUUAAAUUUCUGGAUCAGCUUUCAGAGAAGAUGAAGUUGGACCAGAUGGCUGCUGAACUUGGCUUCGACACGUGUCUGGAUGUAGCUUUAGCUCGCACAGAGCAGCUGGUCUGCCUCGAGAGCAGCACAGUCAUUGAAAACAAGACGGUCGCCUACAGUUUACAGGGAAAGCUAAAGACUCAGAAAGAAAGACUGGAGAGCAAAGAGCUGCACAUGAACCUCCUCCGGCAAAAAAUAGCCCAGCUGGAGGAGGAGAAGCAGGUGCAUUCGGCAUCGGCUGUGGAGAGGGACGAGGGCAAUGUCACCAUCAGGAAGUUGCAGAAGAAGGUGGAGAGGCUGCAGAAGGAGCUGAGUGUGUGUCGAGAAUCGAACACUGAGCUCAAAGCCAAACUGGCUGACACCAAUGAGCUUAAGAUUAAAACUUUGGAACAGACCAAAGCUAUUGAAGACCUAAAUAUCCGGAGCAAACUGGAAAAGAUGAAGGAGAAUGCUGAGAAAAAGCUACUGUCUGUCAAAUCAGAAUUGGAGACUACAGAGCAUGGGGCUAAGAAGAGUAAAGAGAGGGCCAGGAACAUGCUAGAAGUGGUAACCAGUGAAAUGACGACAUUAAAAAAAUCGCUGGAAGAAGCAGAAGAGAGAGAAAAGCAGCUGGUGGACUUCAGGGAGGUGGUUUCUCAAAUGCUGGCCUUGAACAUGACCAGUCUCGCUCUUCCUGACUAUGAAAUCAUCAAAUGUCUUGAAAGACUGAUCCAUUCACACCAGCAUCACUUUGUCACCUGUGCCUGCCUCAAAGAUGUGACCACAAGGCAAGAUGGACACCCACAAGGCCACUUACAACUUCUUCAUUGAACGCCAUAUCUCUUGAGGGAGGUGGAGAUGAGAGAUAGGACAGAGUUCUCAAUUUCACAAAUUCCCCAAACCUUUGAAGUUUGAUCAGUGUGUGAAUAUCGUAUACUUUGAUGAUAGAGCAAGAAUCGAUCAUGGGCAAAAAAGGAUCUCAAAGGUGCCAGCCUUAGGUAAAUGUUUGGCACUAAAAUCACCUAUUAUUUUAUUUGCUAGCACUUUGGGACCCAGAUGAAUUUCACUAGAUUGUGUAUCUAGAAUGGGAAAUGACGGUAGAGAAAUAACAAUUAUGGGGUUUCUAUUAUGAGUCAGGAGUUCUACUACCCAAUUUAAUUCUCAUAAUAACCAUGUGGAGAAACUUUAAUGUUUUUACUUUACAACCUCUCUGGGGCUUGAGAGGUGAUCUUGGUUACCUACCUAUGAUUGCAGUUAGUUAGUGACAGAACCAGAAUGAACACCAGGUCGGCUCAGUAUCAAAGACUGCACCUUCUCUGUUAUUUCACAGUCCUACUGUUUCUCCUGAAAUUCCUGUGAUUCUGGUGGAAAUUGCCUUCAUCACAAAGGAAGGAAAACAUCUGUACAAUCAAGGAUUGAAGUCCAAAAGUGACUGAGAUUUAUGAGUGUAACCCACAUGAUUUCUUUAAAAAGCCAUACACGGGCUUCCCUGGUGGCGCAGUGGUU